Messenger RNA from Prorocentrum cordatum, 467 nucleotides. The record is from the annotation of a GenBank genome assembly. NCBI's taxonomy places the organism in Eukaryota, Dinophyceae, Prorocentrales, Prorocentraceae.
GUUCUGAACGCUCUGCGCAAGGUGAAGGACGAGGGCCUGGGCACGGACAUCGUCACCGUGGGCUUUGUUGCCGCGGACAGCCUCAAUGCAGACCGUGAGAGCGGCACCGUCACGUUCAAACUGGAGGUCGGCAUCUUCGAGGACCGCGCCCGCGAGGAGGUCGGCAAGCUGCCCUGGGUCAGGAGAGUAGACAUCCAGGUGGCGGGCGCGGCGCCGAAAGCGGCGGCGCCGCCGCCCGCGUCGCCACCGCCGGCCAGGCCGCCGGUGCCGUCGGUGCCGCCCUCGAUGCGCAAGGUGAAGAACAUCAUCGCUGUCUACUCGUGCAAGGGCGGCGUGGGCAAGAGCACGGUGUCCGUGAACCUCGCCUUCUCGCUGCGCCAGACAGGGGCCUCCGUUGGCAUCUUCGAUUGCGACGUCUACGGGCCGUCCCUGCCCCUGAUGGUCAAGUUCCCAGAGACCACCCCCUA